AUGUCGCUGCGUCGAUUUGCCACUGUAGCACGCGGAAAAUAUCCUCUGGGCGACCGUGUCCACGGCUUUGUGGUGCGGCGCGCGCUGGACGUGCCGGAGUUCAGCCUCACUGCGGUGGAUCUCGUCCACGAGCGCACUGGCGCCAGCCACCUGCACAUCGACCGCCAGGACAAAAACAACGUCUUCAGCAUGGUUUUCAAGACAAACCCGCCCGACAGCACGGGACUCCCCCACAUUCUGGAGCACACCACGCUGUGCGGCUCCGAAAAGUACCCUGUGCGCGACCCGUUCUUCAAGAUGCUCAACAGGUCGCUGGCCAACUUCAUGAACGCCAUGACGGGCCACGACUACACUUUCUACCCGUUUGCGACCACCAACCCGACGGAUUUCUAUAAUUUGAUGGACGUGUACCUGGACGCGACGCUGAAUCCGCUGCUGUCGGAGGACGAUUUCUACCAGGAGGGCUGGCGGCUGGAGCACGAGGACACCUUGGACCGGGCCAGCCCGCUGUGUUUCAAAGGCGUGGUGUACAACGAGAUGAAGGGCCAGAUGUCGGACUCUGGGUACUGGUUCUGGAUCAAGUUUCAGGAGGCCAUAUAUCCCUCGCUCCACAACUCGGGCGGCGACCCUGCCAAGAUACCAAACCUAGUGUACGAGGACCUGGUGGACUUCCAUGCCAGGUACUACCACCCGUCCAACGCGGCCACGUUCACGUACGGCAGCCUGCCGCUGGAGAGACAUCUGGCACGAAUCAACGAGAAGUACGCCCGGUUUGGCCGGCGGCAGCGGCGCCAGGACGUGAAGCAGCCCAUUGAGCUGCGUAGCAACACCUCGUUGAGCGUCGCUGGCCCCGUGGACCCGCUUCUGCCGCUGGAAAGACAGUACAAAGGCUCGUUGACGUGGUACUGUGGCCGGCCGGACGACGUGUACGAGACGUUUGUGAUGCGGCUCGUGGCGAACCUGCUGAUUGACGGCCAUUCGUCGCCGCUGUACCAGGAGCUUGUCGAGACCGGGCUGGGCACCGACUUCAGUAUCAACUCGGGCAUGGACUCGAUGACAGACGUGAACAUGCUGAGCAUUGGGUUGCAGGGGAUGAGCGAGGAGACGGCUGCCAAGCUGCCGGAGACGGUGAGAGACGCUGUGCAGCGGGCCAAGACGGCCGGAUUUGCAGGGGACAAAGUUGACGCCAUGAUACACCAGCUGGAGCUUGGCCGCAAGGUCGAGAGCGCGUCGUUCGGGCUGAACGUGUUGAGCUCGCUGGUGCCGGGGUGGGUCAAUAGGGUGGAUCCGCUCGAGAUGCUCAAGUGGGACAACGUGAUCGGCAGGUUUAGACAGGAGUACGCCAAGCAAGGUGACGUCAUGUUUACAGAGCGACUCGACAAGUACAUUCUGGACGCUCCCUAUUUCCACUACACAAUGUUUCCGGACGCAGGGCUGGAAAAGCAGAUUUCCGACGAGGAGCAGCGGCGGCUGGAGAAGAAAAUCGCCACGCUGGACGAGAGCGACAGGGAGGUGCUCUACCAGCGGGGGCUGAAGCUACUGGAGAACCAGAACAAGCAGGAGGACCUCUCGUGCUUGCCGACCCUAUCGACGGCCGACAUCAGCAGGGACGGCGACAGCGUGCGGCUGAAGCUGAAAAGCACGGGAGCCACCGAGCUACAGACGAGAGUGUCGUCCAAGACGAACGGACUGACGUAUUUCCGGUCGCUCAAGACGAUUUCGGCCUCGGAGCUGCCGCUGGAGCUGGUGAAGUACCUGCCCCUGUUCACGGACUGUCUGACGAACCUGGGCACAAAAGACAAGUCGAUGGCGCAGCUGGAGGACGAGAUCAAGCUGUACACGGGCGGGAUCUCGCCGACGGUGUUUUCGCACAGCUCGCCCGACAAUAUGAACACUGCGUAUCUGAAGUUUGGACUGAACGGCGUGGCUCUGAACGGCAACUUUGAGCGGCUGCUCGAUUUGUCUUACCAGCUGCUUGCAGAGACCGAUUUCGACAACCACGACAAGCUGAGCGUGCUGGUGAAGACUCUGACCAGUGACAACAUCAGCGCGAUCGUCAGCAGCGGCCACAGCUACGCGCGGGGGUACUCUGCGGCACAGCUCUCGAAGUCUGCCAAGCUGCAGCAGCUGUUGGGCGGAAUAGAGCAGGUGUCGUUUUUGAACGAGUUGCGGGUGCUGGACGAGCAGAACCGGCUGGAGGAAGUGUCUAUAGUGCUGAAACGGAUACAGAGCAUUUUGCUGGGCGGCUCGAACUUCAAAUUGGCGGUCACUACCGAUAGAGCAAAUGUGUCCGCACAGGAAGAGCUGGCUGCCCGAUACGGCGAGCAGUUCCAAUUACGGCACUCAGUCAGCCCCUACGAGAUGGAGAUGCAGCAAGCAGUGCAGGACAGAGUAGUUGAGAUUGCUGCUCAGGUUAGCUUUGCAGCCGCGGUGGCGUCGGGGUCGUCGUACACUUGUGAGGACGGUGCGGCACUGCAAAUACUUGCGCAGCUAAGCACGUUCAAACACUUGCACAGCGAGGUCCGCGAAAAGGGAGGGGCUUACGGUGGAGGCGCGACAUACGACGCCCUGAACGGCAUUUUUGCAUACUACAGUUUCCGCGACCCCAAUCCUGCAAGGUCGAUCGAAAUGUUUGCGCAGAGCAUGGGAAAAAUAGUGGACAUGAUUGAGAAUGAGCAAAUCACGCGAGAGGAUCUGGGACAGGCGAAAUUGAGUAUUUUUCAGAACAUCGACGCUCCAGUGAGCGUCCGCAGCGAGGGUGCCACGCAUUUCAACUACGACGUGGAUGACGACAUGAAGCAAGCACGCAGAGAGAGUUUGCUGGAUUGCGACUUGCAGAGGGUUGCUGUUGUGGGACGCAAGUACUUUCCAACGCGGCUGAGCAAUACAAUAAUUGGCGCUGAUCCGGGCGUGGACUGGACCAAGGUGUCGCUUGGUUCUAGAGGGUGAUUGUGCCGGGAAUACACGAAUCGUGGCGUUUCUAGACAUUGUACAUAGUACGGGUAAUUGAAAAUUGC
Ogataea polymorpha is the source of this 3017-nucleotide messenger RNA. RefSeq lists its product as uncharacterized. The coding region runs from base 1 to 2949 and encodes 982 amino acids. The record is from RefSeq and is a predicted model, not a curated record. NCBI's taxonomy places the organism in Eukaryota, Fungi, Ascomycota, Pichiomycetes, Pichiales, Pichiaceae. Gene Ontology annotation, biological process: protein processing. The transcript has a single exon. Gene Ontology annotation, molecular function: metal ion binding. Gene Ontology annotation, cellular component: mitochondrial matrix.